Molecule: messenger RNA, 1902 nt
Organism: Leguminivora glycinivorella
Lineage: Eukaryota; Metazoa; Arthropoda; Insecta; Lepidoptera; Tortricidae
Product: RNA-binding protein 45-like
Exons: 1
Coding region: 284-1723 (479 amino acids)
Molecular function (GO): RNA binding
Source: RefSeq, a predicted model, not a curated record
GUAGGGCAUUCGUCACAUCACGGCGUUCAUUUCAUCACAUUUCGCUAAUGUCCAAUGGCGUGGCGCUUUGUAUAAUUGUAUAUAAAUAGGAAUACUUUCUCUCGUCCUUUUAACAUCUUGAUUUGUUGAAUAUGUGGUGUGAAGUUAGUGGCACCAAUAUUUUACUAUAGAGUACUAUUAACCAUUGUAGGUUUGGCUAGUUGGUGUUAUCGCUCCUGUUAGCUGCUACAGUGACUUAAAAACUAAACCUACCCUAAGCGCAACAUUACUUUAAUUUAUCACAAUGGAACACCGGCGGAAACAUGGACGAGGCGACGACGGGUCAGAAGAUUAUCCAACGUACUCCAGAUUGUUCAUAGUAUGCGAAAAACGAUUGAGUGAAGAUGAUUUUAGACAAGCUUUCUCAAAAUUUGGGACCAUUGAAGAUAUCAGAAUGCCCCGCGACCAUAACACUGGAGAUCCCAAAGGUAUCGUCUACAUUAAAUUUAAUAAAACUUCAGAAGCGGCUCAAGCCCUGGAAGAAAUGAAUUUCAAAGUUCUGCCGAAUGCGAGCCGCCCGUUAAAAGUUAUGGUCGCCGCAAACCGCUCAGAGAUUGAAUCUGACGACCAAGACCACGAAAAAUAUAAGAGACUGUUCUUAAACAUACCUAAAACUUCCAAUGAAGAUGUCUUGCAGGAAGACUUUGGUCAGUAUGGUGAAAUCGAGUCAAUAAACAUUCAGCGAGAUAGAGCCAGUGGGGACUCCAAGGGGUUUGCUUAUGUUAAGUUCAGAAAAUUUUCUGAAGCAGCCACAGCAUUUGAGAAAUGUGACAAGAAGUACAGAGCCAUCUUUGCUAUGCCUAAGGGGCACCAUAGACGGCAUGAGACAGCAUUUGAAUCUAACAUUAGUUCUCUAGCUCGGUCGUCGUCUAACAUGAGAAAUUCAUUAGUCUCUAUGAUGAAUGUGCGGCCGGAUGGUUAUACUAGCAUUAGCUUUAUGUGCUGCCCGUACCUCACACAGCUGCAUGUAGAGAGAUUCUUUGACAUAGUCCCAGGCAUGGUAAAGUGCCAGUACUUUGUGGAUUUGGUCAGAAACUUUGGCAAAGGAACAGUACAAUAUUCAAACCCUGUGUCUGCAGCUUAUGCAGUUGAAAAACUGAACAAGUUUGAAUAUCCUCCAGGCUUAAAGAUAUUUGUUAAACCGGACAAUUCAAAGUUUGAACCCCAUGAACAAAGCUUUAACAAUAUACCUGAUGCUGUAACUAAUCUGAAAAAUGUUAUGGCUGCCACAGCAAAGUCAACUUCCCCAGACUUAGCGCAAUUGGCUGAAGCCAUCGCAGAAGCUUCUAAGUUGGUCAAAAUGGCUACAGGGGGUGUGUCAAAUCAAAGUAUCCCAGACAGCACAGAUUUAAAUUAUUGUAGUGUUAAACUGCCUCCUAUGAAAGAUUUGGCCGACAUUGACAGCAAAGUAGCUAAAAGAUGCUUUUUGAUUUGCAAACCUCAACCUCCACCUUUGACCGUAUUGCGUGACAUAUUUUGUCGUUUUGGCGACCUUAUUAAUGUGUACACAUUGCCAAACAAGACUGUUGGGUUUGCUCGGUAUGCAUCUGUUGAAGCAGCAAAUGAGGCGAUCAAGACUUUGCAUGGAGCGGAGGUGUGUGGAGUUCGUAUGAAAGUGUUGCCUGCAGAAGAAAAACCAGAUGAUGAUGAGAGUUCUACUAAAAGGACUAGAUAUGACUAUUAAGUCCUUGAUCAGGCUGGCCUAAAAGAAGCUGUAUGUGUUAGGUUGCUGUACUGCACAUACUUGUUUUAGGAUGGCACAGAAUUUUGACAAAACUGUUGAUGCAUUGAUUCUUGAUUUCAUUAUAGAGUAUUUUUAGCUUAAAAUGCAUGGAGACACUAAAUAAACUUUUUUUAAAUAUG